This is a messenger RNA of Vicia villosa (hairy vetch), 1089 nucleotides long. Its product is annotated as FCS-Like Zinc finger 2. The record is from RefSeq and is a predicted model, not a curated record. The transcript has 2 exons. Bases 156 to 653 code for a protein of 165 amino acids. NCBI's taxonomy places the organism in Eukaryota, Viridiplantae, Streptophyta, Magnoliopsida, Fabales, Fabaceae.
AUACAUUAAGCUUUCACCUACCACUUUAUAUAAACCCAUUCCUUCUCUUCUUUUUUUUCCUCUCCAUUUCCAAUUCUCUCUAUUUUCUCUCCCAUCAAACCAAACACAUUUUUCACUUCUUUUCUCUUCUCUUUCCGUAACCGCAAAUUCCAGCCAUGGCUGCUUCUUCUCAACGACACUGUUUCUUGGAAGAAGACGACGGUGGUUCGGCUUCAAUCGCAGAUAUCGAACCAGGAUAUUCCGGUCAUAAUCAUAAUCAUAAUCAGUCCUCUUACCAAAACGGUUACGUUUCAAGAACUCUAGGUUACGCCACUUUCUAUAACAACAGAGAUCUAAGAAACAACGUGUAUUCACCUAGAUCUGGUAGAUUUUACGAUGCGAGAUUCGAAGAUCAUCAACCUCACUUUCUUGAAGCUUGUUUUCUUUGCAAAAAGCCUCUCGGAAACAACAAAGAUAUCUUCAUGUACAGAGGGGACACACCUUUUUGUAGUGAAGACUGUAGGCAUGAACAAAUUGAGAUAGAUGAAGCGAAAGAGAAGAAUAGGAACUUUUCUUCUUCAAUGGCGUUGAGAAAUAAAGAGCAGAGAAAAUCGGUUUCGCCAAACAAGGCGCAAGAUUACUCGUUUCGCACAGGGACGGUUGCUGCGGCUUAAUAUAAUUAGAAGUUGAAUUGAAAAUUGAAACUGGAAGUUAGUUUCAAAUUUCAAAGUAGGUUUAGAAAAGGAAAUUAGGGUUAUAUAAAAGGGAGAAAAAAGUGGAAAAAAAAUAGAAAAGGAAAAGAAGAAAAAAAAGUGGAAGUUAAGUUCUGACUUUGAAGUUUGUUUUCCUUUUAUUAUGGAGAAGGGUUAAGAACAAAGAGAGAAGUGAUUCUGAAAAAAAGUGAUUUUUGGGCAGGAAGCUAUGUAUAUGGUAAUAUGGUUUCGGAAGUUUUCUGCUUGUGGUAUCCUCUCUAUGAAAUGACCCUUUUUAUUUUUUUGGUUUUGUUUUAUAUGUGUUGUGAGUUUCUUUAAUAUUGGUUAUUGGUUAUGUAAUGUAUCGAGUAGAUUCAAAGUUUAAAAAUGAAGAAACUUGAUAUGAACAUAAAUUUCA